Messenger RNA from Didymodactylos carnosus, 2136 nucleotides. Lineage: Eukaryota; Metazoa; Rotifera; Eurotatoria; Philodinida; Philodinidae. The record is from the annotation of a GenBank genome assembly.
AUGUUUGAUAGCAUGGCUCAAAGUGAAAAUGGUACCGAUAUGUAUUAUGAACGUGGAAAAAAUUCACUAGCAAAUCGUCUAGCACUGUAUCAAAAACGUGAUAAUGAUAAAGCACAAAUAUAUAAACGAACAAUACCAUUACAUAAUCAACACUCACAUAUGCUAACGGAACAAUAUUUACAAAAAUAUAAUGCAGCAAUAAAAGAGAAAAAACAUGCGAAAAAACAAGCAAAAUCAAAUAGUAACAAAACAUCAACAUCAGUGAACAGUCAAGAUGAACACUCAAAUCCAGCUACUUCAUCUUCUACCUCAUCGUCGUCGUCGUCGUCUUGUACUACGAAUCGCAUUCAAGCUGAAGUUAAAAUUGAUAUACCAUGUAAUACAGCUGAGGUUCAACAAACACAAGUAACCGUAAGCACAACCAUAAAUGUUAAAACAACCACAAACAAUGCACAACAACAAAAUCAAUCAAUCGAUUUAAAAUCACAAGUAAACCAUCAUCAACAUUAUCCAAUGACAUCUCCUCAAGCACCACCAUCAUCCUAUUCAAAUUAUACCCAACAGUUUUCUUAUCAAGAUUCUAAAGUGAAAUCAAAUGAUUAUUUCGAUGAUCUAUUUGGUGACUCGUCCCAGCCGUCACAACAUCAAAUACAGCAUCAAACAUCGAGUUCAUCAUUUUCAUCGUCAACAUCGUCUUCUCCCAUUCCAUGUUCAUCGUCUCCGUUGACACAACAACAACAACAACAACACAAUUAUAAACAACCAUCAAUGAUGUGUUCAACUACAAACAUUAUUUCAAAUUUUGAACACGAUAAAAAUUUGUUAUUGCAAUCACCAUCAGAUUUACUACAGAAUAUUGAUCAACAAUAUACCAUUAAUUCGAGGAAGAUUCCCAGUCAACAUUAUCAAUCACCGCCCGUUAUAUCAAAUUUAAUAGCGAAUACGUCAACUGAUAGUAACAACACUUUACAUAAACAACAGCAUCAACAGCAACAGAUGGAUCUUCAUAAAGAUAUAUUUUCUGAUUGUGUUUUAUUUAAUGGCAAUGAAUUUGAUUUAAAAGCCUACAUGGAGGAUAUUGAUUUAAAAUCGGGAUUUGACGAUUUUACUUUACCAUUAACGGUUGAUACAAACAUUAGUGCGUUUUCAUUUUCAAUGAUAUCGGAUGAUUUGUUUCAACCCGCGUCACUCAUAGGUACAUUAUCAAAUUCAAAUUCAUCUUCCACACCGUAUUCAUUCACUACAAGUUGCUCAUCAUCGCCCUCACCAUCAUUUCGAGCUAUGACUCAAACACCACCAACUGGACAGUCUAAUGAUACGAAUAAAACACUAUUGACUACACAUUUGCGAACAAAUAUGUCUGAUAGUAUCGUUCGUUAUCCAUCGAGUGAAACGAUUGAAAAUAUAAAAUCAACUUUGAAAACUGAAUUGCUUUCUAAAAAAGAACAACAACUUUCUGAGUCAAACAGUCAUACUGACAUUAAUACUAACUCACAGUCGAUAGGAGCGUAUAAUGAUUCAUUUUCAAAUCCUACAAAAUAUACCACUACACAAAAGUAUAUUUCCUCACAAAAUACCAGUACCACAUACCAACAAAUGCAAUAUGAUGAUUCUAUUCGACAACAACAGAUGUUUGAAUAUCAACAACGACAACAAUAUGAACAAAGUCGAUUAUUUGCUGCACAACAACAAACGAGAGCACAAGAAUAUGCCAGUAGCCAAUAUGAAAUGAAUCAGUAUCAAUGGCAUUCAAAAUAUUCAAAUGGCGCUGUGAUGACGUCAUCUUAUCCUUAUCCAGUUGACCAAUCCUCUUAUAGACAAUCAUCUUAUCCAAUGCAACAACAUAUUCACAGAAGCAAUUCUAUCAUGUAUCAACAUCAUCCACCACCAUCUCAACAACAGCGUCAGUAUCAUCAUUCACAUUCUUCGGCGUGUUAUUCAUCUCAGACGUGUUCAUCAGCAAUGCAAGAUCAACAAAAAGCGAUGUAUAAUCCACGAAUGCAUCGACACUUAUCUAUGCAGCAACAACAACAACAACAACAUAAUUCAAUGAGUACGGCAAUGCCAUCUGGAUUUUCUAUGACACAGACAGGUAUCACACCUCAACAAUCACCACAAAUACAACAAUAUAGAUAA